Cladocopium goreaui is the source of this 758-nucleotide messenger RNA. Lineage: Eukaryota; Dinophyceae; Suessiales; Symbiodiniaceae. The record is from the annotation of a GenBank genome assembly.
GGCUUCCUUUCGGCUCAGAUGAUGGCCCAGCGCGGAGAUGAGGUAGCGCAAGUUGCACUCCGAUGACAGCGCCACGUCCCGACUACGACGAGGAAGCGCGGAAGCUCUUCGCCCUACUGAACUUGGCACCUUCCGGUGCUGCCUCCGAUGCAUCUUCCAAGCUCCACAGUUAUCACAACUUGGAUGCGGUGUGGAAACAUCCCACCAGUGGAGGACAGGUCUUUAUUGGAAAUGCGACUGCCAGUAGCCAGCGAGGCAUCUUGCAGCGAAAUAACAUCACGCAUAUAGUGAAUUGCACUUCGGACCUUCCGAACGCCUUUGAGGGCGAUGGGAAAGUGGCAUACUACCGUUUCGACAUCUACAAGUUCUUCUCCGUCUUGGAUUUGCGCACCAAUCGGGGUGUCUUCGAGUUCUUUCACCCGGUCUUCCAAUGGAUUGACGAAGCCGUCAACUCUGGACAAUCGGUAUUAAUCCAUUGUCUUGCUGGAGCCCAUCGAGCAGGCACAACUGGGGUGGCCUAUGUGAUGCAUGCGGCGGACCUGGAGCAUCAGACUGCCAUCAGCGCCUGCAAACGUUGCAGACCAGUGGUGGAUCCUAUUGGCGACUUGACCACUCUCCUAGCACAACUGGACACUGCUCGCCAGCGCCGGAAAGGAGCAAGUGAAGGCACUUAAUUCGCAGCAUGGAUUGAACCCGGGAAAACUGCUACUUCGGCACUGGUGAACUCGCCAAUCGAAAAACCGCCCGGAACAAAAAAA